UUUGCAACCCGCCAUUAAAAACGCUAAUAGUUAAAAAGUGUUUUAUAUUCCUUGUAAAAUAAAUCAACAAACCUGCGGAAAAGUUGGCAACACUGGUACUAGACUACUAGCGUCAUCCGAUGUCAUCACGUGAUAAUACCAUAAUACUCCCAAAUACUCCAAAAAGAAAUUAAAUUGUAAGCGGCUAACAAUUACACCAUCAUGCUAAUUAGAAUCUAAAAUAUAUCAUCGUUGGAGAAUCCGAGUUGCAUUUGCAAAAUGAGUGACGAUUUCAAAUGCACGAUCUUGGUGACUGGCUUCGGCCCGUUCAGCACGCACGUGGUAAAUGCCAGCUGGGAGGCGGUGAAGGAAUUGCAGGAACUCUGGACGAACUCUGUGGAAUUUGCCGAUGUCAAACUAGUCGCGGAAGAAAUUCCGGUUUCGUAUGAUUAUGUAGCCAAUCACGUCCCUCGGCUCUGGAAAAAAUACAAUCCUGCAAUUGUUCUACACGUGGGUGUAUCACAUCAAGCAGAUUCUUUAACGAUAGAGCAUCAUGCUUACAAUAACGGCUACAAUAGGCUUGACAUAUUUAACAAAUGCCCUGUUCAAACAAAUGCCGAGUGCAGCAUCUUGGAAACUGGGAUAGACAUCAAGGAACUUUGCAACAGUGUGAACAAAAACUUUGAGAGAAGUGGAUGCAAAGCUUGCUUAUCGCAUAAUGCUGGCAGAUAUCUAUGCGAAUAUAUAUUUUAUCAAUCGCUCUCUAUUGAGCCGACAAAGACUCUGUUUGUGCAUGUUCCAGAUUUUGACAAGUAUUCUAGUAUACAAAUUGCGAAUGGUUUAUAUGAUAUUUUGAGUCACUUAUUAAGAAAUUUGAAAUUCAGUUAAUAAUUGUAUUUUAUUAAGCCAACAAAUUAAUUAAUAAUAGGCAACAGUGAUAAAAUUUUAUAAGAAUCAAUGUACUUAAGACACAUGCUGUAUAAUUCAUAUACAUCAGAGUUACACUGUAAAUUUCAAAUUUACAUCUACAUGGAUUAUUUUAUAAUAUUUUAUGUGUAAAUUAUAAAUACAUUUUCAGUUUUUUUUUUUAUAAAUUUCCUGCUGAAUACCAUCAGUAUUGAAAGUAAUCGUAAACUGAAAACUAAUGGUAUUCGGUGCUCAGUUUAUAAAAAAACUGAAAAAAUUUAUUUACAUAUAAAUUAUUACACUGCUUGUAGUUAACACAUCUUAUUUGUGUGAUUACACUUACGCGGUCUAAUUCAAAUGAUUAUUAUUUAUUAUUAUAUGUUUAUACAAAUCUUUAUAUUGUAUAUAUAUAGAAAAGUUAAAAAUAAGAAUGUAAGAUAGAUGUAAUAUAAAUAUGUGAAAUGAUGGAAUAUGAAUAGAAAA
Messenger RNA from Solenopsis invicta (red fire ant), 1368 nucleotides. RefSeq names its product pyroglutamyl-peptidase 1. Gene Ontology annotation, molecular function: pyroglutamyl-peptidase activity. Gene Ontology annotation, biological process: proteolysis. Gene Ontology annotation, cellular component: cytosol. The record is from RefSeq and is a predicted model, not a curated record. The coding region runs from base 259 to 867 and encodes 202 amino acids. The transcript is spliced from 2 exons. Lineage: Eukaryota; Metazoa; Arthropoda; Insecta; Hymenoptera; Formicidae.